Messenger RNA from Pteronotus mesoamericanus, 1639 nucleotides. RefSeq names its product MyoD family inhibitor domain containing (gene MDFIC). Gene Ontology annotation, cellular component: nucleus; cytoplasm. NCBI's taxonomy places the organism in Eukaryota, Metazoa, Chordata, Mammalia, Chiroptera, Mormoopidae. Bases 135 to 866 code for a protein of 243 amino acids. Gene Ontology annotation, biological process: negative regulation of DNA-templated transcription; positive regulation of viral transcription. The transcript is spliced from 5 exons. Gene Ontology annotation, molecular function: transcription factor binding. The record is from RefSeq and is a predicted model, not a curated record.
CCCCCAGCGACUUCCUGAGAAUCCGCUGCUGUCAGCUUGCUCGAAGCAGUUUCUUCCCUGCACCCAGCACCUAACAGCGCUUCAGCGUCCGCCCGGCUGGGCGGCCAGCUAGGCAACUGUCUCUGGAGCAGCCCAUGUCUGGCACUGGCGAAGCCCUAGCUCCUGAGCCCCAGCAUGGGGCCGAAGCGGGUGACGGUCGCCUGGGCUCCCUGGCCCAGGAAAAAUGUGAUAAAGAAAAUACUGAGAGAGAUGUAACUCAAGCCACCGGUAGCUGCCUCACACAUGGAGAAAUGCAAGACCGGUCCAUUUGGGGAAAUUGUUCAGAUGAUGAACUCAUCGUAACGCAACCUCAGUGCUUGCCUCAACUUCAGACUUCAGCACAGGAACCAGUUGAGGAAGGAAUAGGCAAGAUAAAGAACUGCCACAAAAGUCUGAGCAAUGGAAAUGGAAUUCAUCAUGGGACCAAAACUAUAUCUGCAGAUAGUCGAAGACUCUCAGCUCCCGUUUCUCAAAAAAUGCAUAGAAAAAUUCAGUCCAGCUUGUCUGUAAAUAGUGAUAUCAAUAAGAAGAGUAAAGUAAAUGCUGUCUUUUCCCAAAAGCCAGGCUCUUCACCUGAAGAUUGCUGUGUGCACUGUAUCCUGGCCUGCUUGUUCUGUGAAUUCCUGACCCUCUGCAAUAUUGUCCUUGGGCAAGCUUCAUGUGGUAUCUGCACCUCAGAAGCCUGCUGCUGUUGCUGCGGGGAUGAAAUGGGAGAUGACUGUAACUGCCCUUGUGACAUGGAUUGUGGCAUCAUGGAUGCCUGUUGUGAAUCAUCAGACUGUUUGGAAAUCUGUAUGGAAUGCUGUGGAAUUUGUUUUCCUUCAUAAAUAUCUUUUGUUUGUGUUAAAACUGGGGAGUGUUUUAAAAAAAAUUGUUAAGGGAGAAGAAAAGCACAUGGUAAGAUUAUCAUGAAGGAAGCAACCAAGUGUUUGUUGUAAAUUAACAUAUGUUAAAUGUUAAUUUAACAUAUUUAAAUUAAUCUCUGAAAGCUUUUUUCCCCUCUAACCAAAUCUGCAUGGUUUAAUAUGUGAAAUUUUAACUACUUUUAAACUUCUUAAUAGAAAACAAUAACUAAGAGACAUUUUGACCAAAAAAAGCUAAAUGUCUCCCCUUUUUCAUACAUAUUUCUGUUUCUUUUAAUCAUUCUCAGGAGCCUCUUUCUCCAAAUGCAUUAUUUCUCAGUGGGUACUACAACCAGACUUUUUUUUUUAAUGUGUAUCUAUUAAUGGUUAAUAGUAAAUAUUUUUACUUUAAACUUUGGGAAAUAAAUACAAACAAUAGUUGGACACCCAGUGUUUAUCUGCAUGCUCUGUUUGCCACUUUCUCCAUUUGUUCAGCAGACAUUGAGUGCCUACUGUGUAUCAUCUCUUGCUGAGAUGCUGAGAUGGAUGUCAUUCAUUUUCCAACCACAAGAGAAUAUAUUUUAGCAGAGGAAAGAGACCUGUAAAAUAUGAACCACAAGGCAUACCAAAGUGAAGAUUAUGAGAGACUCAAAAGGCUAUAUGAAUAAACAGAAAAGAACAGUUGGAAUAUAGUAUCUGUUGGAAUAUUCAAAAGUCUUUAAGAAGAAUGUGACAUUUGAGGAAUGCUCUUGAUUCAU